AUAUAUAUCCAGCUCCCGCCUGUCCUCUCCCCCCUUUCCAUCAUCCCUCAACAAACAAUUCGCCCUCUGAUUCUCUCAGUACCGAAACAAAAUACCAACACUUCAACUCUCACUCUUACAAACCAGACUCGUCAAAAUGGUCAAAGUACUUGCGGUUCUCUACGACGGCGGCAAGCAUGCCGAUGAGGUUCCCGAGCUGCUCGGAACCACCCAGAAUGAGCUCGGCAUCCGGAAGUGGCUUGAGGACCAGGGCCACACCCUCGUCACCACCUCGGACAAGGAGGGCGAGAACUCGACCUUUGACAAGGAGCUCGUCGAUGCUGAGAUCAUCAUCACAACCCCCUUCCACCCCGGCUACCUGACUGCUGAGCGUCUGGCCAAGGCAAAGAACCUCAAGCUCGCCAUCACUGCGGGCAUUGGCUCCGACCAUGUCGACCUGAACGUGGCGAACAAGACCAACGGCGGUAUCACCGUCGCUGAGGUCACGGGCUCCAACGUGGUGUCGGUUGCCGAGCACGUCGUCAUGACGAUCCUCGUGCUAGUCCGCAACUUCGUGCCCGCGCAUGAGCAGAUCCAGGAGGGCCGCUGGGACGUGGCCGAGGCGGCCAAGAACGAGUUCGACCUCGAAGGCAAGGUUGUCGGCACUGUGGCCGUCGGCCGCAUCGGCGAGCGUGUCCUGCGCCGCCUCAAGGCCUUCGACUGCAAGGAGCUGCUCUACUACGACUACCAGCCGCUGUCGGCCGAGAAGGAGGCCGAGAUUGGCUGCCGCCGUGUCACUGACCUCGAGGAGAUGCUCGCCCAGUGCGACGUUGUCACUAUCAACUGCCCGCUCCACGAGAAGACGCGCGGUCUCUUCAACAAGGAGCUCAUUUCCAAGAUGAAGCCCGGCUCUUGGCUUGUCAACACUGCCCGCGGCGCCAUCGUCGUCAAAGAGGACGUCGCCGACGCCCUCAAGUCGGGCCAUCUCCGUGGCUACGGCGGCGACGUCUGGUUCCCCCAGCCCGCGCCCCAGGACCACCCUCUGCGCUACGCCAAGAACCCCUUCGGCGGCGGCAACGCCAUGGUCCCCCACAUGUCGGGCACUUCGCUCGACGCCCAGAAGCGCUACGCCUCGGGCACCAAGGCCAUCCUUGAGAGCUACCUCACGGGCAAGCACGACUACCGCCCUGAGGACCUCAUCGUCAUUGGCGGCGACUAUGCCACCAAGGCUUAUGGCGAGCGCAAGAAGUGAGCUAAGAAGGGAAAGGGGAAAUUGUAAAAAAAGAAAUAUGAAACCAACCCAGAAAAAGGAAGAAAAAGGAAAAGGGGGCUUCAUGUAACUUUGUGCUCCACUCGCUGGAGAGAUGGUGAUCAUUUAGGGGUCCGAUCUUCUCUAAUUCUGUAAUGACGAUAACGACGAAUCUGAUAUUUGGAAUGGAAUGGAAUUUUGGCAAGGCUGCGGUAUUCCUUGGUAUUCAUGCCACAUCUCAUCUUACCUAACUACCUAACUUACCUAGCAAGCUAGGUACCUUGGCUCAUAUAGGUUUCUUAUCUUGAGUUAAUCCAUUUUUUCAUCUUGGAAUCUUCAUACCAACCAGUAAAGGGGGUUACAAGUUCCAAGUGACCGCUAAGAAU
This is a messenger RNA of Lasiosphaeria miniovina, 1614 nucleotides long. RefSeq names its product formate dehydrogenase. Gene Ontology annotation, molecular function: oxidoreductase activity, acting on the CH-OH group of donors, NAD or NADP as acceptor; formate dehydrogenase (NAD+) activity; NAD binding. The transcript is spliced from 5 exons. NCBI's taxonomy places the organism in Eukaryota, Fungi, Ascomycota, Sordariomycetes, Sordariales, Lasiosphaeriaceae. Bases 137 to 1231 code for a protein of 364 amino acids. Gene Ontology annotation, cellular component: cytosol. The record is from RefSeq and is a predicted model, not a curated record.